Messenger RNA from Macadamia integrifolia, 1780 nucleotides. RefSeq lists its product as uncharacterized. The transcript has 4 exons. NCBI's taxonomy places the organism in Eukaryota, Viridiplantae, Streptophyta, Magnoliopsida, Proteales, Proteaceae. The record is from RefSeq and is a predicted model, not a curated record. The coding region runs from base 380 to 1648 and encodes 422 amino acids.
AGUAGCAGUAGAGAAGAAUAGUAGGGUCUGGAUGUGUGGUGCAACAACUAAAUUAGAAAGAUAGUGAGAGAUAAGAGGAUAAACAAACAUCCAACACCCCCUCCCCCUCCAGCACCGAAACCCAUCUCUCACGUACACAGAAACAGAUAAAUAAAGGGAGAGCUCUCAAGCUCAGUGCCUCAGAUUUCUUUUGAGUCUCAUACUCUCAGUAUUCCCUUUCAGGAGGGGGUUUAUAUGUGCACUCUCAGUCCUAGUGGUCUUCCUCCACGCAAAGAAAAACCCCAUCAGCUGCUGCAACGCCCAAUCUCAUACUCAUUCACUUUUAUUUUCUCAGUUUCUUUCUAUAUUUCCAUUUUGGGGUUGAGAGAAGAUCUGCAUAAUGAGGAUCCGAAAGCGAUGGCCCCUUCCUCCUCCUCCUCCUACUCUUCCACCACCACCACCACCAUCAUCGCCUCCUCCAGUUAAAGUUACACCAGAUCUCCCUUGUACGAGACCCCUUGAUCCUCAAUCUCAAUCACUUGGUGGCGAUGGUGGUGGUGGUGUUGGUGGUGGGUUGUACUCCCUCGCUGAUCUCUCCGUUCAUGUCAGUAACAGACAAUCCACUUCGCCGCCUCACGAUUCACCCAAUCCAUCCCUCCGCCAACGCCCCGAUCUACAGCUCACGAUUGUCAGAGGAACCAACGGCUGGAUUUGCGCCGGCACCGGGAGAGAUGUGAAUCCCGAAGGGAGGGCGGAUUCCAAUUGCAGUUGCCUACACCUCGUUCCCUCUCCUCCUACCCAUCUCCAGAAAUCUCAAGUUGUGGCAUCUCUCGUCGCUAACGGGGGAGGAACAGUAGGAAAGCAUGUUGAGAAGAAGAGUUUGGCCGCUGCAAACAAUCAGAUAAACGAGAACAACCUUGGUGCAGCCACAUCUUUCGGAAUCUCAGCUUCACCAUCUUUGUUUCAUCAAGGUAAGAGAUGGUGUGAAGGAGAGAAAGCGUUUCCAUUGAAGAAGAGAAGAGGGAGCUUUGAGAGGAGGUUAACCGACAAUACGAUAAUGGAGAAAGAGAAGAAAAUGAAAACUAAAGUGAGAAGCAAGGUAGCAAAGAAAUGGGUUCAUGAAAACGAAGAAGAAGACGACGAUGAUGAAAAACAUGGAGAAGUACUGCGACAACGAGGAAGAGAAGAUGGGGUGGUGAACAGUAAAGGUGGAAAGAAGAGAGGAAAUGGAGGUUUGAUAAUGGAGGGUUCUAGGUGUAGCCGUGUCAAUGGAAGAGGCUGGAGAUGUUGUCAACAGACCCUCGUGGGUUACUUUCUAUGCGAGCACCACUUGGGUAAGGGACGACUUAGAAGCAUGAGCAGUGUUCGUAACCGUGCUUCCACCAUUGCUAAUAAUAAUAGACCUAAUCAUAAGAAGCUGGAAGAUGAAAGUGGGUUGUUAUCGUCAUCGUCAUCUUCGACUAGUAAUACUCAGUGUUUGAAUAAGAGCUUAGACAAGGAGUCGCUGGAAGAAGACGACGACGAUAAAGAAGAAGAUGAGAAGCCAUUGAAGAAGAUUGGUAUGGUUAAGGCUCGAUCUAUAAGAAGCUUGCUUGGCCAAACGCUUCUAGCACCAGCGGUAACCCUACGACAAUCUUCUAAUCCUAUUGGACAUAACAUGGUAGCAUGAAUGAUAUAUGACCUGUAUGAAUCAUAUGCUGAUUGUAUGAAAAACCUUAACACCUAUGUAUACUGAUUCCGGUGUGGACCUGGAUCGAUUCAUUGGGACCAAUCCGAAUCUCAAUUCCGGAUUUUUAUUAAA